Molecule: messenger RNA, 3292 nt
Organism: Diachasmimorpha longicaudata
Lineage: Eukaryota; Metazoa; Arthropoda; Insecta; Hymenoptera; Braconidae
Gene: Git
Product: ARF GTPase-activating protein GIT2
Exons: 9
Coding region: 192-2204 (670 amino acids)
Biological process (GO): brain development; regulation of G protein-coupled receptor signaling pathway; regulation of ARF protein signal transduction
Cellular component (GO): synapse
Molecular function (GO): small GTPase binding; GTPase activator activity
Source: RefSeq, a predicted model, not a curated record
UUGUUCCCCACACUCACACAUCGUUAACCUGUCAAAAAUACCAGUGCUAGACUUAAAAAUAAUUGGCAAUCAAUGGCGUGUGGUUUAUCCAUGUUUAUUAAAUAAUUGUGUAUUUUUUUACUAAUACAUAAUGAAAUUAUAUUGAGGGAAACCUUGGGUUAACGUUUUGAAGUUUUAAUUGUUCACUGAGAAUGGCUAAACCCAAGUAUAAAGCUACCUCCGAUCUCUGUGCUGAUUGUGGAGCUCUCGGGCCAGGAUGGGCAUCGGUGAACCGUGCAAUUUUAUUAUGCGACGAGUGUUGCAGCAUACACCGGAGCCUCGGACGACAUGUGUCACAUAUAAAGUCGUUGCACAAAAGCGUCUGGAAUUCAUAUUUGCUUUCUAUGGUUCACACCCUGAACGACAAUGGUGCCAACAGUAUUUGGGAGCACUCGUUGAUGGACCCCAGCAGUUCGAAAAUAAAUAGACGUAAACCACAGCCCAAGGAUCCACUGCAUCCUGUGAAAGCUGAUUUCAUUCGCGCCAAGCACCAGCAGCUGAUGUUCAUCCUGCGACCGAGUAAAGAUGAAUUCUGCAGUGAGGAAGAGCUGAGUAGACAGCUCCACAGCAGUGUGAGGACUGGAAAUCUUGAGACAUCGUUGAGAUUGCUAGCACAAGGAGCAAAUGCCAAUUAUUUUUAUAAGGAAAAGGGAACAAAUCCACUUCAUGUCGCUGCCAGAGCUGGACAGACACUCCAGGUGGAGUUGCUCAUUGCCAAUGGGGGAAAUCCAAGUCUAGUUGAUUCCAGUGGACACACUCCCAUGGACAUUGCGAGAAUGUCUGGACAUCUGGAGCUGUCAGAGAGGCUCGUAGAGUGCAUGUACGAGGUGACUGACAGGCUGACGUUUUUCGUAUGCUCAAAGAAGCCGGACCAUCGUACCCAGGAGCACCUUAUCAUUCCCGAGUGGUCGGUGAAUCUGGAGAGGAACGAGCUGGCUGUCGAGGCCAGAACUCGCCUCCAACUGCUCCCUAACAAUUUGCUGGAGGAACUGGCGAUGGAUGUUUACGAUGAGGUUGACAGACGGGAGACUGAAGCCGUUUGGCUGUCGCAUGCGAGUCUUCCAGAACGAACGACAGUGCCUUUUUUACCGGUAAAUCCACACCUGUCUUCAACGCGAAAUCAGGGACGACAGAAACUGGCGAGGUUCACACCCAAAGAGUUUACGAUAUUGAUUAUCGACCUGUUGACCGAGGCUGACAGGAGACAGAUGAUCUCCAACACGACGCCCCUGCAAGAUCCAGCUGUUUUGGCCCUUAAGAAAGAGAAAUACGGCUCUCAGGUGUCUGAUGACGAGCCCCUGUAUGACAGUGUCGCCUCGGACGAUGAUUAUGCAGCUGUAACUAACGACGUCUCCAGUCCCCAGUCGAACGUCGAUAACGAGAAGGCACUAGCCCCAAUGGCCAAGGGCCUUCCCACAAUUGUGGAACUCCUGAAAAAGCAGCUGAGCACCUCCGAGUCGACGAUAAAGUCGCUUCAGGAAGAGAUGAGGGAAAUGAAGAGGACAAUAGAGACUCUGACACGAGAGAAUCGAGAGCUGAAGGCAGCUUUUCAGUCCCAUAAUAAAUCCCUCCCUGAGGACGUGAUGAAUGGACACUCUGGUGAACAGGAGCCGGUUUUGGAGUCUCUGGGGGACCUUAGGAGCACCCUGUCGAGGGGACAGAGACCAGCCUCUAUGUAUGAGACUCGAGAGGGCCUGAAGAAGAGCGGAACGUGGAGUUCCAUGAGUCAGGCAAAACCUCAUGGUGAGACUCUGGCCCGACCCAACACUACUCAAAGCCUCUGGGCAUACCAAACAUCGAGUUUGCCGUCGUGUGACGAGGUCACCAGGCGAACGGAGCAGGUGACGAGGAGAAUUCAGGAAUUGUGGAUGGCAAUGCAGGACCCCGGCCACAGGGAAGCAUUUGUGCCUUGUGCUGAGAGGAUCAGGGUGGCUGUUGCUGAGUUGACAGCCAUAUUUCCUCAUAAUCCAAUUGAAGACAAUAUCAGAUCAGCCCUCAGACAGCUAAACGGUAACACUGGACGACUUCAAGCAGAGUGUGCUGGUCUUCAACGCUGCACCAGUGAUCCUGAACACAUGGACAGGUGUCUCCAGCAGGUUCGAUCAUGUGCCUACGAUAUUGCCAAAGCUACCAAACUCCUCGUUACGCAGUUUCAGAUAUCCUAGAUUUAGAAACAUCCUCAUACGUAAAAAUAAGGGACCCAUACUGCCUGGUUCCCUCACAAAGACAGCUCCCAAAUUUUUUCCAAAACAAAUUUGCAAAAACUUGGCUAAAAAAUGUCAUCAUUAUGUAGCUUGUCAAAUUUCCGUCUCCAAACGUGGCUGACAAACGCCCUACAACGUUCGAAAUAAUCGCCGAAAGAAAUUUACGGUCUUAUAUCAAAUAUCAAAAAUUUCUGGGGCAGAAUGGGUUCAUGACCAGGUUUUGGAGAUGGCCAUUUUGUCACAUAUUUCGUGGGAUCAUUUACACCCCCGAAAAAAAAAUUAUUGAAUUUUCACAUAAUUCAAAUAAUCGGAAAACAAUGGAAAAAUGCUUUAAGCUUUAAAGAUCAAUUAGCAAUCAAUUAAUCAAUAAUUUUCCCAUUAUUGUUACCUUAUAUUAAAAUAGAAUAAAGACUGAGUAGGCGUAUUUUUUAAUUUUCAUCUCAUAAACUUUGAAAAAUUAGAAAUUUUUAAUUUUUUUCAUUAAAAAAAUUAAAAUAAUCAGUUUUUAUAAUGUAAAUUAAUUGAUUGACGAAUUGUAAAUACUUGAACUAUUAAUUAACUACAUCACAUUGUUAUCAGAAAUCGACAAUCAUCCAUUUUGAUGAAACGAAACCGAUUUUUUAAUUAUCAGAAUUGACUUUAGUGCAAUAAUCACCGCUUUCCUUAAAAAUAUCAUGAAAAAAAACGAUUUUAAUGAAAUUAAUGUCAAAUCCAAAUCCAUUAUUGGUAAUGGAAAAACAUUUUUUUAUUAUGAGUCACUGUAUGUCAUCAUGUUAACUCAUCAAGACAUUCACCACUUUAUGAUAAUUAAUUAUUUAAUUCUCUGACAAUACCUUAGUAUUUCAUAAAUAAUAAAUCGAUGCAUUAAGUAUUGAGUAAUUAAAGAUCCUUUUUACCAUGAAGAAAUGAGCAUUGUUAUUUUUAACGAACGUAUAAAUGUUAAUUGUAUCGAAUAAAUUGUGUGUUUGCGAUAAUCGCUGUCAUGACGUUCUGUGUAGAUUUUAAUUAAACUGAAUAAAAUUAUUAAGAAUCACCAAUUUCUUUAAAAA